AUGAGUACGAUUGUGGAGAUGAUUAAUCAAAUUUUCAUUGCAACUGAGAUAGUUCUCUUCAAUGUGUUGGGACUAUUUGGAAAUAUCAACUUCCUGUGUCUGACCUACACAAAACCAGCACUCCGCUCAAAGUCUUCUUACAUCCAGUGUGCUCUGAGCGUUUCACACAUUUUCUGUCUCCUGUUUGAACUUCCCAAUGCAAUUCUUCUAUUCACUGGCAUCCAGUUGAAACGAAAUGUCUGCUUCCCUGCAAUUUCCACGUAUAUUUUCUUCAUGUGUGCUCAAGCUGUCAUUAUGCUUAUGCUCGUUGUCGAUUUGUUCAUAAUCGUCUUCUUCACAACAUUCUAUCGUCGAAUAGACAACAAGACCUAUACAUUCCUGAUGCUUCUUGUUCCUCUUAUCUAUGCUUCAUUCACUGUCGCAUGGGGAUUCGUAAUGAUGGACGAUGAAUUGGUCAUUUUUUGUAAUCCACCUAUCAGUCUUCAUCCGGUUGUCAGUAGAUGGUGGUCAAUGUCAAAUGUUGCGUUGAAUUCUGUUACACUUUGCCUUUUCCUCUUUUUGAUUAUCAUUUUCCAUUGCAGAGGAAAGAAGCAAAAGAGUGACACUCGAAAACUCAUGAAACGUCUGAAAGUGUCCGUAGUAGUAUUCGUAUUCUCAUGGUACAUGUGCACUCUCGGCGUCGAUAUGUUUGUGGCCAUCGGACUCACUGGCUCGGUUCUUGUCUUCUUCCAGAGUAAUAUGGUUUUCUUCGCUCUUCUCUGUUAUACUCAACCGUUCUAUGUGAUGCUCUGGAGAUCAUCAGAAUACCGAAUUGCGUUUGUUGAAAUGUGGAGUUUCUUGAAUUGUGUCAAGUCUCUCAAAUCGAAGGCAUGGUUGGAAAGAACUACGAGAGCAACAACUGUCGUGUCGACAAUCGACUCGUCAAAGCAAUAA
Messenger RNA from Caenorhabditis remanei, 933 nucleotides. RefSeq lists its product as uncharacterized. The record is from RefSeq and is a predicted model, not a curated record. Gene Ontology annotation, cellular component: membrane. Gene Ontology annotation, biological process: G protein-coupled receptor signaling pathway. NCBI's taxonomy places the organism in Eukaryota, Metazoa, Nematoda, Chromadorea, Rhabditida, Rhabditidae. The transcript is spliced from 4 exons. The coding region runs from base 1 to 933 and encodes 310 amino acids. Gene Ontology annotation, molecular function: G protein-coupled receptor activity.